AUGAAACUAAUCCUCGCCCUCGCGCUGAGCGCCGCGGCCGCCACGCCGGCGCUGCGCGGCGCCGAGCCGCGCCGCCGCCUCGAGGCGCUCGAGCUCCUCGGCGCCGAGGAGUCCGCUAAAGUAGAAGCCGAGCAGGAGGCGGCGCGCGCGGCGGCGCUCGCCGAGGCCAUGGCCCAGCUCAAGGAGGCCCAGGACAUGAUGGCCAAGGCCGAGGCGCUCAAGGCCGCGGCCGCGACGGCCGAGGCGGCGCCCGAGGCGCCCAAGGAGCCCGCGGCCGCCGAGGCGCCGGCCGAGGAGCGCGUCGCCGUCGCGGCGCCCGCGGCGCCCGCGGCCGGCGACUGGGAGGCCCAGUACAAGGCCCUGGAGGCGGCCAAGGCGGCCAGCGAGGCCGCGGCGGCGCCCGCCGAGCCGGCCGAGGAGCCGGCCGAGGAGCCGGCCGCCGAGCCAUCUGAGCCGGCCGCCGAGGCCGCCGCUGAGCCGGCCGCUGAGCCGUCUGAUGCCGCCGCCGAGCCCGCCGCUGAGGCCGCCCCUGAGGCAUCCGAGGCCAAGCCGGCAGAAGAGCCGGCGGCCGAGCCCGCCGCCGAGGACCCGCCCGCCGAAGCGUCCGCCACUGCGACGGCCGAGGCGACGGAGCCCACGACGACGGAGCGCAUCGCCACGGACGUGGCCGAGCUCGCCGCGGGCGGCGGCGACCCGGCCGUCGCCGCCGAGGCCGCGGCGCUCGUGCAGAAGCUCCAGGCCGAGCUCAAGGAGGAGUCCGCGCUGCUGGCCGCGCUGGCGGCGAAGCUCGACGCUAUGAGGGGAGACGCGCCGGCCGCCAAGGCGGAGACCGAGCCCGCGACUACCGAGCCCGCUACUACCGAGCCCGCGACGACGACGACGACGGCCGAAAAAGCGCUCACGGUCGCCACCUGGAACAUCGCGGCCAUCAACAACAACCCCUUCGAGUACUGGAUCCACUCGGAAGACGAGGCCUACAACAAGUUGAUGAGUGACGUCCAGGCCUUCAUCAGUGAACCGGGCGACAAGGACGUGCGAGUCAAAGAGGUCUUCACGGACGCCAUGUGGGACGAGCUCAAGGAGAAGAUGAAGGGCGCGGGCUGGGCCGGCGUCGACGAUGUGGACGACCUGUGGCAGGACGACUACCGAAGACGCAAGAUCGUCUCGGGCUUCCUGAAGGACGCCGAGCUCGGCUCUAAAAGACUCGCGUCGAUGCCGGACCGCGUCACGAACACGAUUCGAAGCGUCGACGGCAAGAAGAUGCGCCCGACGGUCAUCAACUGCUACGAGCAGGAGUUUUCGUCGCUCCAAGACUGGUGGACGCAGUGGAAGACGUUCAUCUUCGAGACCGAAGUCACGACUAAAAGUGGAGAGGCCCCGAAGCCCGUCUACGGCCUGCUCCAGCCGAUCAAGCGCUCCAAGUAUCCCGCUAUUAGUAUGGCGGAAGAAGCCGUAUCCUUACCUUUACAGACGUUGGCCGGCGCCAUCUUCGACGCUAUCUUAGUGCACAUGAUGCAGAAUGUCGCGGCGGACACGUGGCAGCCUCUCAGAACGCAGCUCUGCGAGGCCCUCAACCGCAAGAAGGACUCGCGGACGCUGGAUAUCCUCGACCAGAAAUACUCAGACGCUGAUAUAGUCUUCGUCCAGGAGGCCGCUUCGUCCUUCGUCGAGGCCGCGAAAGCGCACGCGUUGGGCGAGCGCUACUCUAUCAUCGCGCCGGCUUCCUUGGAUCCGAAGCGCGACCAGAACUCGUUAGUGCUCGUCAAGAAGGGCUUCGGUUCUUUCGAGGAGGUCGACGUGCUGUCUUCGCUAAGUGAUGCUCCGGUCGCCGCCGGCGAUUUGCUGGUGGUGCAGAACGACGAGUACGUCCUCGCGUCUUUUCAUGGAGACACGAACGGUCUGGCCACGAUCCCCAUCACGGACGCCGUGCUCGGCAAGGUAGGCGACAAGACGCUGAUCUUCGGCUUGGACGCCAACACCUACGAGGCGAAGCGCGACGGCUACCAGAACGCGGAAGAGUACCAGGCGCACAUCGUCGAGAAGGGGUUGGCCUCGCAGCGAGGUAGUACCAAGGACAUGGACCCGAAGCUCUACACGACCUUCAACGCUAGGACGUACCUCCAGCCGCAGCUCAACAAGGCCGUAUCGUACGAAGAGCGCUUCACGAACGUGAACGUGGACCGCAACCCCAAGGACUUCGUGCUCUUUUCUACGUCGUUGGAGCUCGUCUCCACCAGCCGGGACAACACGGCCAAAACGUCGUCGUCGUCGGGCGAGCCCAAGUACGACAACGAGAAGAUGUUCCCAACCCUCAAGUUCCCCUCGGACCACGCGAUCACGAAGGUGGUCCUGAAGGCGAAGAACUAG
Molecule: messenger RNA, 2367 nt
Organism: Pelagomonas calceolata
Lineage: Eukaryota; Pelagophyceae; Pelagomonadales; Pelagomonadaceae
Source: the annotation of a GenBank genome assembly